Molecule: messenger RNA, 2711 nt
Organism: Diospyros lotus (date-plum)
Lineage: Eukaryota; Viridiplantae; Streptophyta; Magnoliopsida; Ericales; Ebenaceae
Exons: 1
Coding region: 72-1457 (461 amino acids)
Biological process (GO): SCF-dependent proteasomal ubiquitin-dependent protein catabolic process
Cellular component (GO): SCF ubiquitin ligase complex
Molecular function (GO): protein binding
Source: RefSeq, a predicted model, not a curated record
ACGAAGAAGCCAACUUCAGUUUUGAGCCAAGAAGGAGAGAAGUGGAGUGGCAUCCAGAAGAGUCCAAAGCCAUGGACGCCAUCCUCGGUGACGAGCUCCUCGACGAAAUCUUCAGACGCCUCCCGCCGGCGUCUUCCUCCGCCGUAACCCUAGUCUCCAAGCGGUGGCUCCGCGUCUACCGCUCCUCCAAGACCUGCCUCUCCCUCCGUCUUUCGAUUCCCUACUCUUCGACUCCUCUUCUCUCCUUCCUCUCUCACUUCCCCUUCCUCUCGUCUCUCUCUCUCACCGCCGGCGGCGACUCCUCCGAUCGCCUCAUUCUCUCCGCCGCCUCUUCUUGUCCCAAUCUCCGCCAGCUCCGGCUUUACACCGCUCCUGUCUCUGUCGUCCCUCUGCUUUCUCUCUCCACCUCCUGCCCUCACCUCACCUCUCUCUCUAUCGUCCUCUCUCGGCCCCUCUCUUUUCGAUGGCUCCUCCUUUUCCACUCCCUGAAAGAACUCUCCGUCGUUCUCACCACCGUCGCUGGAGGUUCCGAUUCCUGCCAAUUCACGUCCAACUUUCAAAUAAUGUGCGGAGACUUCGACGCUGAACUGGAAUUAGAGAGCCUCGGAUUGUCCGGAAUCCAGAACGGCGAUUUCGGCCUUGAUUGGCUAUGGAGGAGCUGCAAAAAGCUUAAGAAACUCCAAUUGCGGAGUUGCGAGUGUAUUUGCUAUGACGACUCGUCACUUUCCUCGUUUGUCAACUGCUUAAAUGGCCUGCAAGAAGUUGAAUUGAGGGCUUGUAGGGCCAUAGUCGAUGAGGUUCUAUCCAAUUUGGCACAGAGUUCUGCGUCUUUGAAAUCUCUUUUGGUGUACGAUGGUGGUAGUAGAGACGGUUUACUCCAAUUCAUAACUCAAAGCCAGUGCAACUUGCAGAAACUUGAUUUACGCUUGCCUCUUGACCUAGACAACGAUCACUUAUUCGCUGUGGCAGAUAAUUUCAGGGGAUUAUCAUGUCUUAAGCUGCAGAGUUGUUGUUUUGUUACUGGUGAAGGGAUCAAGGCCAUUUGUAUAGCCAUGAAACAUGACCUUGAAGAACUGGCAUUGAUAAACUGCGAUGUGGUUGAAAGAGAACCAGGGUUGCUGACCACGUUGGGGCAAAAUUUGAGGCGGCUGAGGACGUUGGACUUGUCUUACAAUGAAAUGUUAGUCGAUAAGGAAUUCACAUCUAUGAUUGUUUCUUGCAGCAGGCUGAGGGAAUUGAAGUUAAGGGGGUGUAAAAGGUUGACUAAUUUGUCCACGGUUUCAAUGGUCAAACAUUGCAGGCAUUUAGAGAGUGUAGAUAUAAUGCUUUGUUCCGGGAUUGAAGCGGAGGCUGUUGAAUUACUUGUUCUGAAUUCUCUGCAAUUGAGGGAGGUUCAGGUAGAGGAAAGCAAGCUUUCAGAUGUUGCCAGGAAAAGGGCUGCAAAUAGGUUGAUCUGACUUGUUGCUUUAAAGAUGAUUUAGCAGUGCGAGCACAUAAAAAGGACUACUGAAUCAUUGAUUUGAUUUAUAAUUCCGGAUGAAUACAGGUAUAAAUUCCUGUACUUAUUCUCAGAUCAAUUGCCAGUGUUUCUAAUUUAUGUUGUGUCUGAGAUAGAAAGAGCCGUUUCCUCUGCUCUGUCAAUAAUAUUGUUUUUCCCUAUGUAGGAUACUGUAUUUAUGUACACACAUCAAUCCUGUACUCUCCAGUUUUUAUUCAUUCAUUGACAUUGAUGGGUUUUAGGUAGAUAGAAUGCCUUUUACUAUCCCACAAACGAAACAUUGAUAGAUCAUGCUUACCAUCCAUUAGUGAACACAGGACUAUUGUGUGAUGUUGAGAGGAAUUGUUGGAUGGAAGGGAGAAGCCUUUUGUAGACGUGCUAACCAUGAUAGGUCCGCAAGAGAAGAAAAUAUUCUGUGCAAUUAUUAUGAUAGCACCGUGUCGUGGUAUUAUAAUAAUUUAGUUAUAGCUUGCCAUUGUAUAUAGAAGAAUAAGUCUUUCCAUAUUUGCAAGAGACAACGGGGGUUGAGAACACAUCUUUUGUGUUGGAGUUUGAUAGCAAUUGUUGUCAAGUCAUUUCAGCUGCCUUGGAAGUAGUUUGGAGGUUCCAAUGGGUAGCGCAACGAUCGUAGGUGAAGUAGUUGACAAACUCAUGUGAACUCAGCUUGUGUAAAACUUGCAAGUAUUGGAGUAGCAGUAACAUGACAUGGAACUCGUGACAAUAACAAUGACAACAAUAAAAAAUUUUGAUCCCAUUAAAUUUUGUUGGUUGUAUGAACUUUAUUAGUAUUACAAUUAUCUUUAUUCGUGACAGGUGACAACGUCUUGUGUAUGGUUAUUAUUAUACAUCAUUUCACAUGUAAGAGUUGUUGUACCCAAACUUAUUGAUCUUCCCAUCUAUUAUUCACUAAUAGACGGGUUUAUUAGUCUUCUUUGAUGACUUCACAAUCUUGUAACUUAUAUAGGUGGAACUUAGAACAAAGAAUAAAACUUUGUUGUGGUAUCAAAGAUAAGCAUUGCUUUGAGGCCGGUGCUUCCAUAGAAGUGAGAAUCUAUCCCAACAUGACUAAAUAAAUCAAAAAAUUGAAUUACGUGAAAAUAAAAAAAAAUAAACAAAAUUCGUAAAAAUCAAACUAACCAAAUAAACUCAAAAAAUUACCGAACAAAUCGAAUUAAUUUUCGGCCUCAUUGUUACCGCUAGCCACCCAACCGAC